This is a messenger RNA of Spea bombifrons (plains spadefoot toad), 1650 nucleotides long. RefSeq names its product ADP ribosylation factor 4 (gene ARF4). Gene Ontology annotation, biological process: intracellular protein transport; vesicle-mediated transport. The record is from RefSeq and is a predicted model, not a curated record. The transcript is spliced from 6 exons. Gene Ontology annotation, cellular component: cytoplasm; plasma membrane. Lineage: Eukaryota; Metazoa; Chordata; Amphibia; Anura; Pelobatidae. Gene Ontology annotation, molecular function: GTP binding; GTPase activity. The coding region runs from base 96 to 638 and encodes 180 amino acids.
GACGUCAUCGUGUCCGCGUUGGAAGCGUUGCCGGGGCCGAGCGUGACGUGGCAGAGACACGAAUAUCCGCCGGAGACACAGCGGCACAAGCAGCCAUGGGCCUCACCAUCUCCUCGCUCUUCUCCCGGCUCUUCGGCAAGAAGCAGAUGCGCAUCCUGAUGGUUGGUUUGGAUGCCGCAGGGAAGACGACCAUUCUGUACAAGCUGAAGCUGGGAGAGAUCGUGACGACCAUCCCGACCAUCGGUUUUAACGUGGAGACCGUAGAAUACAAAAAUAUCUGCUUCACCGUGUGGGAUGUCGGCGGUCAGGACAAAAUCCGCCCCCUCUGGAGGCAUUAUUUCCAGAACACGCAGGGUCUCAUUUUUGUGGUAGACAGCAACGACAGAGAGAGAAUCCAAGAAGCCGCAGAGGAGUUACAGAAAAUGCUUCAAGAGGAUGAGCUCCGGGAUGCGGUGCUUCUGGUUUUCGCAAACAAGCAGGAUCUGCCCAACGCGAUGGCCAUCAGCGAGAUGACGGACAAACUGACGCUCCAGACUCUGCGCAACCGGACCUGGUACGUGCAAGCCACCUGUGCUACUCAAGGGACCGGGCUGUACGAAGGACUCGACUGGCUGUCCAACGAGCUCUCCAAACGUUAACCGGCGCCACGCUGAGACACCGAGGACACGGCCAACUGGAGGGGUCUGAGGCUCGUAACAUCCAAACUAGUUUGCAUCUUGGUUCUGAAAUGGUUUGAGGAACCGGUCUGGGCUGCCCACACUCAAGAAACGUUAACAGAUUUUAUUUUAUUUACCAAUUGCUGUUUUUUUUCCUCUUUCUUUUCGUAUUGCCUCGAGCGGUGUGGCUAGGGUUAAACCGAAAACGUAAUAAAUUCCCUUUUUGUGAAUGUGUAUUUUGGUUCAACUUGUCCCCUAUUUCCUCCCCAAGCUUUACUCGCCUGGACAUAAUUAUUGUGAUGCAGUAGAAUCCAAUGCUUUUUUUUUCUGUUCUUUCACCGUUUUUCUCGCAUUAACCCCCCAAUCCCCGAAUACAAACCCGGUGUGAUUUUCAAGCUCUUGCGAAGUCGGGGCUCGCUUGUUACCCCCACACUUUAGCCGAUGUUUUUAAGGUAAUCCCUAGGCAGUCGUAUCUCGUCAUUCCUUCUCAUGGUUUGUAGACGCAGCAUUCCAUUGGUAUUUAUUUUACAAACUUUCCACAUGAAAAAAUUAACCUCAAAGGGUAAGAGUUGCACGUCUUGCGCUCAAAAAUCUAACCGAGAACACUAUUUAAUUGGCUUUCUCCGAUUAGUUUCUUAGAACCUGAUUGUUUCCUUGGUGACCAGAGAAAAAUGGCGCUGAGCUGGCCGAGGCGCGGCGCCUGCUUUGCCGCCGGCUGACCUCGCGCUCGCUGCGGCACAGUCCGGGGUCUCGUCUCAUCACUUAGCAGAUCGUCUCUUUAGGGGUUUUAUGUUGCAUGUCGCCGUCGGCUUGGCUGCUCUGCCGUGUACCAUAGCUCUGAUUUGUUUUUAUUGUUUAUUGGUGAACAUAUCUUCAGAAUGCAAGACUUUUUUUUUUUUUUUUGUUAAAUUCCUCAAACUGAACAAUUGAUGUUUUUUGUUUUUUCCUUCAUAACCCAUUAAGAUUUAUUCCUAAUAAAAUUCUAAAAAUACAA